AUGUACCCGGGGUCCCCUGCGUCGCCGCUCCCUCAUAAUUUGGGCUCAGUCAUUCCUCUAUCCCCAACUAGUAGUGACAGAAAGACCCCACUCAAGAAGACAGACAAGUCAGAAUCCGCCAUUAAGAAAGAGGGAAUAAACCGCCUUGACAAGACCGGGAAAAAGUCCAAGAAGACCAACCAAUAUGGCCUCACGCCUGGCGUCACCCCGUUUCCUGACUGGGUCCAUCCCACUCCGGAAGAGUGCAAAGAGGUCAACCGCUUGCUCUCCACCGUGCAUGGGGAUGUUAUACCACCCGCCACUAUCCCGGAGCCAUCGCUUACAGUCACGGGCUGCGGCGAGGUGCCCUCGGUCCUUGAUGCCCUCAUCCGAACCUUGCUCAGCGGGGCAACAACGGGGACUAACUCUGCUCUGGCAUUUAACGGCCUCGUGCAGAGAUUUGGCAUCCUGACGGAAGGAAUCGGUAAGGGAAGCGUGAACUGGGAUGCCGUCCGUAAGGCAUCACUUAAAGAUGUCUUCGAAGCCAUCAAGCGAGGUGGGUUGGCGGAUGUUAAAAGCAAAAAGAUCAAGGGCAUCCUCGACAUGGUCUACGCGGAAAACCAGGAGCGCCGGGAAAUGUUAGUCAAAGGCAGCCAAGAUGUGCCGGCGAACCUGCUCACUAAGCCCGAGAGUGGCAAACAGUAUGAGAUCGCAUGUGCGGAUCAGAACUUCCUUUCCCUAAACCACCUCCACGGUCUCCCGACGGAUGAUGCGAUGGCAGAGCUAGUAAAAUAUCCGGGCAUCGGUCCCAAGACGGCAGGGUGCGUUCUUCUCUUCUGUCUGCAACGGCCUUGCUUCGCGGUUGACACGCACAUCUUCCGCAUAUGCAAAUGGCUGAACUGGGUGCCCCCAGACAAGGCGAAGGAGAUCACGGCCUACCGGCAUCUAGAGGUGCGCAUUCCAGACCAUCUGAAAUAUUCGCUGCACCAGCUUUUUAUACGUCAUGGGAAAUCAUGUCCGCGAUGUCGGGCGAUUACCGGGCAGUCGUCUGCCGGGUGGGACAAGGGCUGUGUAAUCGAUCAUCUGGUGAACCGGACGGGAAGAAGGAAGGCAAAGAUUGCGGAGGAAAAGGAUGGCGGUGGUCGGAAUGGCCGGCAGCGCCGCUCUUGA
Aspergillus heteromorphus CBS 117.55 is the source of this 1149-nucleotide messenger RNA. RefSeq names its product endonuclease III domain-containing protein. Gene Ontology annotation, biological process: base-excision repair. Gene Ontology annotation, molecular function: catalytic activity. The record is from RefSeq and is a predicted model, not a curated record. Bases 1 to 1149 code for a protein of 382 amino acids. NCBI's taxonomy places the organism in Eukaryota, Fungi, Ascomycota, Eurotiomycetes, Eurotiales, Aspergillaceae. The transcript has 2 exons.